AUGCCUCCCGCUCCGUCCCCGCCUUCGCCCAACGCUUCCAGCAGGAAGAGAGCUCAUCCAGCUUUUGAGACAUCGCCAACGCAAUUCAGCGAUGUGAAAUCCGCGCGGACGGACCCAAUCGCUGCCGCCUCCAUACCCUCUAUCUCCCCCGCCGUCUCAACUGCACAUUCCACCCUUACCACAGCCUCGACGGCCUCUUCUUCCGCCUUCCGAAAUGUGUCGGCUUGCAAUCGCUGCAGACUGCGCAAGAAUCGUUGUGAUCAGAGACUCCCCCGGUGUCAAUCGUGCGAAAAGGCCGGAGUACGCUGUGUCGGAUACGACCCAAUCACCAAGCGAGAAAUUCCCCGCAGCUACGUGCAUUUCUUAGAGACGCGUGUCGCUUAUCUGGAAAAACAACUGGUCGAGCACAAAAUCGAGUUCAAAAAGGCUGUGGCAUUCGACGAAGAAGAAGCUGUCAAGGCCGAGACUGAGGGGGUCACCGCACGGGUCGGGUCUGCAUCCGACGCUCCAUCUGACGGAGCAGAAAAGAGGAGAUCCGACCCGACCAACACGGACGAGGGUGAGAGACAUGUUGAAAAAGUCGAUGAAAAGGCGAGUAACUACCCGGAAAGGAAUUAUAAUGCAGCGGAGGAAGAAAAUUGGCGCUUGCACAAUCUCGUGUCGAACAUAGGCAUGGUUUCCGUUCAAGGAACCUCAGAUCCGCGAUAUCUUGGCUCGGCUUCGGGUAUCUCCUUUGCCAGAGUUGUAUUUGCAGCUGUACGAAGCUCGCUCCCAGGAAAUCUGCCAGAGCGGAAUUCAAUGCGCUCGAGUGAGCGAUUGCCACAGACCGCGGCUGGUCCAGCUGGUGGAUCCAUGCGCGAUUCAUUUUUCGGCCUCCAAACCAAACCAAUGAUGAAACGUGCUCAUUUCCCCGAGCGGGAGCUUGCCGAACGUCUAGUGGACCUUUACUUUGAGCAUGCCAAUCCUCAAAUGCCAAUUCUCCACCGCGGUGAUUUCAUGGAAUUGCUGGAUCGCACUUACUUGGCUGAAGAGAACAAGCGCUCUCCACGUGCUCUCUACAUCCUCAACAUCGUUUUCGCCAUUGGUGCAGGGAUCAUCUUCGAAGACAGGUCCCAGUCUCAGGAUGAGGAGGAUGACGCAGGUCUUGGGAGGGCUUCAUCCACUUCGAAAAGGCCUCGGUUGUCUCAUCAUCAAUUUCAGCCCGAGGAAUACCACGCAUCCGCGAUUGUGCACCUGGAAUCAUUCCUAGGGUCUUCGCCGAGCGAAGGAUUUGGGGGGCUGGAAGAACUUCAGGCGGUCCUACUGCUGGCUAGCUUUGCUUUGCUUCGGCCCGUGGCUCCUGGCCUCUGGUACAUUGUUGGUGUAGCAAUGCGUUUGGCAGUUGAUCUUGGGCUUCAUUACGAAGAUGGAGUCGGCCUCGGCAGCGUAAAAGAUGGCAACAAGAAUCAAUCCCACGUUGAGCCAAGCGAGCGGGGACGCCGAGAAUGGGUACGCGAUCUACGACGCCGUCUAUGGUGGUGCGUAUACAGUUUUGAUCGACUGGUUGCAACUUGCGUUGGACGACCCUUUGGCAUCAAUGACCAAGCCAUCAGCACAGAAUUCCCCUCGCUAGUUGACGACACAUUUAUCACACGAUCAGGCUUUGUAAAGCCGCCGGAUGGAGCGCCAACAUACAAACACGUCGCAUUCCAUUAUUUCAAGCUCCGGCUUCUUCAAUCCGAGAUUCAUGACGUUCUCCAAUACCAACAGGCUCGUGCAAGUCGCAGGCGAGCCCCUGGUCUUCCAACAGUUCUCCCCCACGAUGAUCUUAUGAGUCCAUUCCUUCAAGGAUUUGAUUCGUUCCGCUCAUGGCGUCAUGACGUACACCGUCGCCUGAUAGAAUGGAAGGAGACCGCUCCCACCCGUCAUGAGACCGGGGUGCGCUUUUCGAUCGAAUUGCUGGAGUUGAAUUACUGGCAAGCGAUAAUCUUACUUUACCAGCAAAGUUUGACCGUCCCGGCAGAGCUGGCCUCAGAGCUCACACCAGCGGACGAUGUGUCGAGUCCAUCUUUCUCAUAUCCCGACGAUGGCGAUGACGAGGAUCACGUGUAUUUGAAUGUCGCGGAAGCAGGCCAGAAAGUGAUUAGGAUUUACCGGCAGCUGCAUCGCGUGCGCUUGGUAAACUACACGUAUCUUGCCACGCACCAUAUCUUCAUGGCAGGCAUUUCCUUUUUGUAUGCUAUUUGGCAUUCGCCUUUGGUCCGCAGUCGCUUGACUCUCGACGAGGUGGAUUUUACUGUACUUGCAGCAACUUCUGUUCUUGGGGACCUCACUCACAAGUGCCCUCCUGCUGAAAAUUGCCGCGAUGCCUUUGAGCGGAUGAGUAAGGCCACGGUCCGGAUGAGCCUCUCAACAACAGGAUUUGGGUCACAAGUCGACGUUGCCCGCAUCCAAGGUGCCACUUACAAUGCGAGUAAUGUUUACUCGAGUCGGCGUCACUCCUGGAAUUCCCGCAGUCAGAAUGAUCAAGGACAAUCUCGACGCCCAACUUAUGCGCGUGCAUCCCGACCAGCACCCAAAUUUGACAUGAAUCUGGCUGAGCUUUUCAGUGAUGCAAAUACGCCCCUGGCCGACAAGACGCAGUCUGAGGUCAGGACCCCUGGAAAUAGCUAUGCGGUUCGACCAGAGACGGCCGAGGUAGUUGCACCGGAGAUGACUCGCCCAAUUGCCCAGCGGACUCCUUCUAUGGAGUACUUUAUGAAAUACGAGGGCCAAGCGUCACCACAGUUGCAGAAUAAUCCGCACUUUUCAUAUGGCAACUCUCCGCCCCAGGACGGCUCCUCGGGGACUGCCGUUCAAUCCAUCAGCAAGUCUCAGGAUGUGCGACCUGCCGACCAUGACAAUAAUCAGAGAGUUGGUCUAGAUUUCUUGGACUUUUCAACGGGUGGCCAUGAAGCUCCACCCGCCGAGCAAAAUGCAAAUUCGGAAUACAAUUUGGCCGGCAUGCCGACCUUAGGUCAAAAUGUAGGAAUUGACCUCGGAUUCGGCAUGGCGAUGGAUUUUCAGCAUGAUUGGAGCGAGAACCCCAACUACGAUAUUCUCGAUGGUUUCUUCUUUGGUGGCACGGGGGGUGGACCCCCUAGCGGCGAGGGAGGCUGA
Messenger RNA from Penicillium oxalicum, 3138 nucleotides. RefSeq names its product Zn(II)2Cys6 transcription factor. Bases 1 to 3138 code for a protein of 1045 amino acids. Gene Ontology annotation, biological process: DNA-templated transcription; positive regulation of transcription by RNA polymerase II. The record is from RefSeq and is a predicted model, not a curated record. Gene Ontology annotation, molecular function: zinc ion binding; sequence-specific DNA binding; DNA-binding transcription factor activity, RNA polymerase II-specific. The transcript has 3 exons. NCBI's taxonomy places the organism in Eukaryota, Fungi, Ascomycota, Eurotiomycetes, Eurotiales, Aspergillaceae.